Messenger RNA from Archocentrus centrarchus (flier cichlid), 2278 nucleotides. It is a transcript of the gene vti1b, whose product is annotated as vesicle transport through interaction with t-SNAREs 1B. Bases 135 to 818 code for a protein of 227 amino acids. Gene Ontology annotation, cellular component: ER to Golgi transport vesicle membrane; SNARE complex; Golgi apparatus. The transcript is spliced from 6 exons. Lineage: Eukaryota; Metazoa; Chordata; Actinopteri; Cichliformes; Cichlidae. The record is from RefSeq and is a predicted model, not a curated record. Gene Ontology annotation, biological process: regulation of protein localization to plasma membrane; intra-Golgi vesicle-mediated transport; Golgi to vacuole transport. Gene Ontology annotation, molecular function: SNAP receptor activity; SNARE binding.
AGAAUCCCGAGGAACUGAUUAUCGUCAAAGCAAAACUGCAUACCUUCACUUGUGACUGUAAUCAUUGUUGUAUUUUACACCAAAAUACAAAAUAGUUUCUUAAGAAAGGACAUCUAAACUAUAGUUACGGCAAAAUGUCGUCGGAGGAAUUCGAGAAGUUGCACGAAAUGUACCAAUCACUGUAUGAUGAACUCAAGCUGAUGCCAGAAAAGGCUCUGAAAUCCAGCGGAGAGGAGAGGAAGAGGUUGGUGAGGACCUUCGAUGAGAGGCAUGGAGAGGCUGAAGAAGUGUUACAAGGAAUGGAAGAGGAGCUGCGUGUUGCCCCUCUGUCCUACCGGAAUGCAAUGAGCACAAAGCUGCGUAUGUACCGCCGGGACCUAGGCAAGCUGCAGAGGGACAUGAAAAACUCAGCGCCUGGGUUUGGCUCCUCGUCCAACACAGUGCAAGGAAGUCAUCAAGGCAUCUACUCAUCACAAAAUCAGCACAGUACACACCUGCAGUCCCAGAGAGCUCUGCUUCUCCAGGGUACAGAGGCUCUGAAUAACGCCAGCCAGAGUAUUGAACGAAGUCAGCGCAUCGCUGCCGAGACGGACCAGAUCGGCACAGAUAUCAUCGAGGAGCUGGGAGACCAGAGGGAACAGCUGGACCGAACCAGAAACAGACUUGUGAAUACUGGAGAAAACCUGAGUCGCAGUAGAAAAAUUCUUCGUGCCAUGUCACGUCGGCUGGUGACAAACAAGUUGCUAUUGGGUGUCAUCAUUUUAAUGGAACUGGCCAUUCUGGGUGCUGUGAUUUACCUGAAGUUCUUCCGAAAAUGAGAAAACUUUGCUAUAAGUUGUGGAUCCGGGGCAAACUCAGACUCUGGAUAUCUGUCUCCACUGACUAUCCAAUAGCAUAUCAAUAACACUGUCCUGCUGUUUUCAGUCAGCAGUUUCUCUGAGGGCAAUGAAGGAUGAACCUUUACUGAAAGGGGAUUUUGUCCAUCAGCAGGUGAAGAUCAUUUAACCUGAAUGGCAAUUUGCGAGCCUGUUAAUGGACCAACCCUACAGAAGCUCUUAGAACUAAGAUUUGCACUGUCACUUAAUCCCAGUGAUGUCCUGCAGGAUGAUGAUCUGGACUUGUCUGCUGGCUGUUACAGAUCCCACGGAUGAUUCUCUGUAAAAUCUUGGCUGAGUCAAAACUACUUACCCCCCACAUGUCUCUCUGAUGGCAGUACUUGGGAAAUGUGACUGAUACUGGCAGCAGUUCUCGAAAAUUCUCAGAUCAGGUUACAAAACUGCUCAAAUUCAACUGCUGAUGUGUGAAUGUCUUUUACAAUAUGAUGAAAUGGCACCUGUUGAAACCAACAGUGUUGACAUGCCCAGUAUUUACGUGGUUGUGUAAAAAAUGGGACUAAAUCAGAUGUGUGAAUAAAAAAUGGAUGCAACAUCUUAAUACAGAUGCAAUGUUCUUAACAGUUAAUGUAAAACUACUGUACAAUACAAAAUCACUGUUAGAAAUAGGUAUCAUGGUUUCUUAUUUGGUGUUCUUCAUUAAAGUUAAUCUUUAACCUCAGUUUGCAUUGUAUCUGAUAUUUUCAAGGAAGGAAGCCAAACGGUUUAAACAGAAACAUCCUCUGUGGAAACACCAGACCAGGUUAAUGGAGGGUAAACGGCACCUGUUACUAUGGAAUUCAUUCUCAAAUAAUUGGCCACAUGAUUUCUGCUUUGGAGUUAGGGAAACGGUACACCUGCCACACAGUUUUUUUUUCUGUUACAUCAUGCCUACCUGGUGUGCUGUGGAGUAUGUGAACAGGUUUGUUGACCUGCUUGUGUCUGUCUGAGUUAGAUUAGGAGCAUUGGCAAAGGAAAUAUCUUUUAAACCCUUUUACUACCACAGGGGUCAAGGCCACCAGUGACCCCUUUUCCAUAAAAAGCAGGACUGUAUAAAAUGUGAAUCAAAACAGAAUGCAGUGAUUCUGAAUCAUUUGGUUUCCAUAUUUAGUUGAAAAUAUUACAAAGACAACAUAAAAUAUUACAACUGAGAAUUGUAUUGUUUAACUUGAGCCUUGUUGACAGGUUUGGAUUGCAGCCAGGCCAGUUUAACACUUUAAUGAGUCAUGUUGCUGUGCAGAGCAUGUUUUGGCAGUUUGCUGAAAAAUCCAGUUUUCAUGUUCCUGAGCUAUUUUUUAAGCACUAAAGGACGUUUCUAGACAUGUUGCCCCUCCUCAAACUUUUUUGAGACAAGUUGCAGGCAUGAAGUUUAAAAUGAGUGUAGAAUUUAAAAACAAACACACACA